CGUUCCAGGCGAGCGGAAAUAUCACCACCGCCUCCCGCCACCGCGCGUAGCGUUUUCUAACUUAGUAUUCUUUUCUUGCUUUCUUUACAGUUCCAUUUAUUGAUGGUUGUUCGUUCGUUCGUUGACAGAAAAUUAUCGCGAUACAAAUGCUACUUCCGUAUUGAUCAUAACUAUUUACCUCUUUCGGUUAGGUUUCGUGUUUUUCCCCUUUUCUUUUGUUAUUUUGCUUCUGGGUUUUUGUUACGGGUACAAAUAAACACAACCUACCACCAAACAUUUUUUUUCUACUAAUACUACUACUACGUAGUAGUAGUUACUGCAUAAGUUACUAAAAAAGCAAAAGAC
Aspergillus eucalypticola CBS 122712 is the source of this 345-nucleotide messenger RNA. RefSeq lists its product as uncharacterized. The transcript is spliced from 2 exons. Lineage: Eukaryota; Fungi; Ascomycota; Eurotiomycetes; Eurotiales; Aspergillaceae. The record is from RefSeq and is a predicted model, not a curated record. Bases 103 to 291 code for a protein of 62 amino acids.